AGCUUAAGGAGGUUGUUGUUACUCAGAGCUCAGAGUAGGUGCUACACUUUCCUCUGUGGAUUCACUUUUAUCAGCAGCAAUCUGAUCAAAAGUCCCAAUCAUCUGGAGUGAAAAUGGGUGCCCACGGCUCCAACCUGGAUGAUAUCCUGGAGGAGGACAUGCACCACUGGUACACAAAGUUCAUGAGGGAAUCUCCUUCGGGGCUCAUCACGCUCUUUGAGCUGAAGACAAUGCUUGAAAUGAACGGUAUGACAGAGGAGGCCAGCAGUUAUGUGGACCAGGUCUUCGUCACCUUUGACAUGGAUGGGGAUGGCUACAUAGACUUUGUUGAAUAUAUUGCAGGCAUUAGUUUAUUAUUGAAAGGAGAAAUAAAUCAGAAGCUAAAGUGGUACUUCAAGCUCUUUGAUCAGGAUGGAAAUGGAAAAAUUGACAAGGAUGAACUGGAAACUAUAUUUAAGGCCAUUCAAGACAUCACCAGAAGCUACGACAUCCCUCCAGAAGAGAUUGUGAAUCUUAUAUAUGAGAAGAUUGAUGUCAACGGAGAAGGUGAGCUGACGCUGGAAGAGUUCAUCAGUGGAGCAAGGGAGCACCCUGACAUCAUGGAUAUGCUCACUAAGAUGAUGGAUCUAACUCAUGUCUUGGAAAUUAUUGUCAAGGGUCAACGGAGGAAAGCUCUGAACUGAGUCAGUAAACAACAAGCCGAAGAACUGACAUCACCCUGACUUUAAAGACUGUACGCACUUGACGAUGCACCGAGUCCCACCUCAGACUGCAAAAACCCAAACUGACAGAGCAAGACCACACAAAUAUCUCUCUGCAUAUCACCAGAUAACACGCAGAAUGAAGCAACAGAAUGAAGCAGAUAACUUCCUCACCUCUGUUAACCUGUAUGUGCCCUCACAGUCAUUGUACAGUUUACUUUUUAAAAAAAAUUAAAACACUUUACCAAUU
Molecule: messenger RNA, 951 nt
Organism: Pelmatolapia mariae (spotted tilapia)
Lineage: Eukaryota; Metazoa; Chordata; Actinopteri; Cichliformes; Cichlidae
Gene: guca1c
Product: guanylate cyclase activator 1C
Exons: 4
Coding region: 114-683 (189 amino acids)
Molecular function (GO): calcium ion binding; calcium sensitive guanylate cyclase activator activity
Source: RefSeq, a predicted model, not a curated record